AUGGUCGACGCUGUUCAGAACGAGAGCGGACCUGCCUUGACGGCUUCUAGGCCGGUUCGCAAGAAAUUUGCCCAACCGCCCGUCAAACUCGCGUGCUUGCCUUGUCGCGCCUCCCGAACGCGUUGCGGCGGCCAGGAACCAUGUUCAAAUUGUGUUACCAAGGGACGCAAAUGCUCCUACUUGCCGAGCAAACGGGGUGGCCCUCGCAAGAAGAGACAAAAGCCCUCAUCUUCACCAGAAAUGGAAGCAGCCCAAGAAGAGGCCCAGUUUAUUGCAGAUUCAUCGACAGAGUUCAGUGAAUGUGAGAAUGCGCUCAAUUUUCAAGUGAUGAUGAUGGUAACGAUGAUGAAAAGUCAAGUCGCUGACACUGCACCAGCACCGGCGAUCUUCAAUCAAAUCGAUGUUCUGUCCCUACCGGGUGCAGGCCUACGGCACCUGGACUUUCCUAAUGUGGGCUCACUGUUUCAGGGCUUUUACACAGGGGACGACUCAUCGUCUCAACUUCAAAUGGAGACUGUGCCACCUUCCAUGAGUACAAGGUCCUGCUUCGUGAGAACGUAUGGGAGUGAGUCUGAAAUUUUGAAUGCGUACUACGAUUUCAUUCACCUCUACUUUCCUGUUCUUCCGCCGCGACCAUCACGACAGCUCGAGGAUCGGCCUCUGCAUUGUCUGGUCUCUCCAGAGUCGACUCCCGAGCCUGUCAUGAUGUACAAGCCUCGGUCGCCGUUGAGCCUGGCGAUAUCAGCAAUCCUCGCUCUUGUCCCUCAUCCUGACGACCCGGAGCCAACGUCAUCCACUUCCGUUCUUCAACGCAGGUUAUACGCGCAUUCGUUCGCGCAACUAGCCAACUCAAUGAUUGAGGCGGAAUGCGAUCUUGAGUUAUCUUCCACAUACCCUGGCCAGGCCCUGUCGAGUACACGGCCAAUGGUCAAUCGCGAGAGACUGCAUCCUACCACGCCCGAAGAUAUUGAGACGCUGCUGGCACUCUUGAUUCUCUCUGUGUACGAAUACACGCAAAGAGGGAACCUCCUGAAGAUGAGGUAUCGCGCUGGUCAAGCAUUGGCACUUGCCCUCGAGAAGUCCCUACAUUCGUGCAAUGAAAAUGACGAGUGUUCCGAGGCUCGGCGAAGAGCUUGGUGGAUGACGUACUAUUGUGUCCUCCAGGGCUCUAUAGUGAGCACAACUCCACCCACAAUAGUUAUCAAUGAUCCUCAGUUUACAACGCCAUACCCAAAUUUUGAAUCCGACGCGGAGGGCUGGUCUAUUUUGAUCCAAUCACAGCAGGUGUUGGUGUCCGCAACCCAAUACAUAGCGGAUCUUAACAAAAGCCUCGCUUCGUCAUCAGAUUUGCACUUUUUGUUUGAGCGCAUGCAGCAGCUUGACUCUUGGACCACUUCAGUAAUAGCGCAGACGGAUGUGCCUCCAACACCAUCUACAGAGCCUGACUUCGGCGAUCGACGUGAAACGGUUACCGCUCGAAGUAUUCGCGCAAUAUCGCGUAUCAAGCUAUCAAGUGCACAAAUCAAAACCCAUCGUUUUAGGGCCUUUUCUGAUAUCCCCAUAUUUAUCAAGAGACACUGUGAUCUCACGGCGGCAAAUUCUGGCGACAUGGCAACGGAAAUACAAGCCAAACCAGCAAUUCGAGCUCUGGGGAGCCAGAGCGUUUCUUGCUCAUGCAGUAACCUUGACCAAUUCCAACGCGCUCCAUCGAGUGAAUAUUUGACUCCAUCGGAUUCCUCAACUUCAUCCGAUACUCAUCCUUAUAUGCCCCCGUGGCCUCAAUACCCUUUCACCUCCGGCUUCCCAUACACCCCACAACAGUCUGCAAAAAUUUGUCUUCGGUCCGCACUUUCAAUUUCACGCCUAUUCGAGGCCUUACCCUACCCUCAACCUUUGUCCGGGAAUGGCGCAGUGCAGAGACUCACUACCGGUGAAAUUGUACCUCGGACGAUGCCAUCAUUUGCGUGCUGCCUCAUGCAAAGUAGCUAUGCGAUGCUCAUGAUAUUUUACAAAGCGCGUGUUGCAAAGCAGCUAUCAUCUGACACGGAAAACGAGCUCGUCAGUAAUGCCACGGACCCGAUAGUGGAAGAAUUGAGGCUAGGCCUACAACGAAUCAUCACGGCAAUUUCCAAUUACUCGCUUGCAUUCGAGGCAUUGGAUGGGAUGCGAGACGAAGUCCACGGUGCAUAUCAAACGGCGUUUCCUUCGGCAACUAUUUAG
Penicillium oxalicum is the source of this 2220-nucleotide messenger RNA. RefSeq lists its product as uncharacterized. The record is from RefSeq and is a predicted model, not a curated record. Lineage: Eukaryota; Fungi; Ascomycota; Eurotiomycetes; Eurotiales; Aspergillaceae. Gene Ontology annotation, molecular function: zinc ion binding; DNA binding; DNA-binding transcription factor activity, RNA polymerase II-specific. The transcript has 9 exons. The coding region runs from base 1 to 2220 and encodes 739 amino acids. Gene Ontology annotation, biological process: DNA-templated transcription; regulation of DNA-templated transcription.